Molecule: messenger RNA, 669 nt
Organism: Adineta steineri
Lineage: Eukaryota; Metazoa; Rotifera; Eurotatoria; Adinetida; Adinetidae
Source: the annotation of a GenBank genome assembly
AUGUCCCGACCAAGUAUUUUGCCAUUAGUACGAUCUUCAAAUGAUUCAAUUCAGAAUUUUCAAUCUCAAUCGAAAUCAAAUGCAUGGGAUAUAUCGCAGAAUAUUAAAUCAGAAUCACAAAGAACAUUUGAGUGUUCAAACUGGAGAGCAUGUUUCAUCGGAUUAAUUCUAGCGCUCUUAAUAUCAGGUAUUGGUUUAGCCGUAAUUGUAACAAUAUGGCAAAAUUCAAGUACAACUGCUACCACAACAGUAGCAUUCACUGACAUCAUAUAUUCUCAAAACUUUACCAGUGGUGUUGCUUCAACAGCACAGUGUCCACCUUGGACAAGUUUUGUAGCUCAAUUAACAAAUCGAUCUUAUACAUUAUUAAGAAUGUAUGGUACUUUUGAUCCAGUUGGUAUAUCGACAAAUAAUUCAACUAUUAUAGAAAAUAUUGCUCUAGCUUUAAGAACGUCAACAGCAUACGGACCAGUUACAUCAAAUUCUCAUUCAUGGGUUGUUGGUUUAUGUGGAGAUGGAUACGAAUUAAGUGCAAAUGGUUCGACAUGUCAAUGUACAAAUCCUGGUUAUAUUCUACGACCAUGUAUUAAUCAUCAAGAUUAUGGCGGAAUAAAUAGUACGACUUGUGCUGGCCCAACUCAAACAAUGACUUUAAUAUUUCGAUAUUAA